Messenger RNA from Argentina anserina (silverweed cinquefoil), 2711 nucleotides. RefSeq lists its product as uncharacterized. The record is from RefSeq and is a predicted model, not a curated record. Gene Ontology annotation, biological process: transmembrane transport; zinc ion transport; intracellular zinc ion homeostasis. The transcript has a single exon. Gene Ontology annotation, molecular function: zinc ion transmembrane transporter activity. Lineage: Eukaryota; Viridiplantae; Streptophyta; Magnoliopsida; Rosales; Rosaceae. Bases 1 to 2541 code for a protein of 846 amino acids. Gene Ontology annotation, cellular component: Golgi apparatus; membrane.
AUGGCCGAUGACCACCACCACCACCACCACCGCCCCCACCGCCUCUCCCUCCCUCAACGCCCCACCACCUUCGCCUCCACCACUCCCACCGCGACCACCUCCCGCCAAUACCCCCUCUACCCCUUCACCCCCUCCUCCACCUCCGUCACUCCCUCCAAACACCGCCUCUCCUCCUCCCUCGCCGCCGCAAACGGCGGAGCCUCAAGCAAAUCCUCACUCUCCUUCCUCUUCCUCCUCCUCCUCUCCCUCCGAUCACUCUACUCCCUCCUCCCCUUCCUCCGCUCCUCCUCCCCUUCCUUCUCUCUCUUCCCCUUCUCCUUCCUCGUCUCCCUCCUCUCCUUCCUCCUCACCCUCUCUUUCUCUCUUCUCACCUCCUCCUCCUCCGCCGCCGCCGCCAAAGACCCCUUCCGCCGUAACCCCACCCAACCCAUCUUCUCCCUCACUCUCAUCUCCCAAUCCCAGCACAAGCUCCUCGUCGCCAAAUCGAUCCUCCUCGCCGCCGUCUUCCUCCUCCGCUUCCAAGCCCUCCGCUACUGCGGCACCGCCGCCAUGAUCCUCGCCGAGAUGUCCGGAAAUGUCGCCGCACGGUUCUUGGCCGAGGGAACCAAACAAAGAACCAUCAAUAAUGAUCGCAACCGCUCUUCCAAGAUUCGCGGGUUCCUCGCAUUGGUGACUGGGCUGUUCUUGCUGUCCAUGAGCUGGGACCGAACACAAUGCUUCCCCUUUUCGGCGAAAUUUGUUUCCAAAUUGGGAGCCGAGGAAUGCGUGAGGUUCUGGCCAAUGCUGCUGCCGUUUCUCUCCGGAUUUUUAGGGUGUUACGAGAGGGUUUCGAUGAAUUGGGGGAGUAUUAGGCAGCUGGGGAGGAAGAGGGUUCGUGUGAUUUCGUUGUUUUUCACUACUGUUGUGCUGUUCAUUCCUGCUGUUGUUAGCGUUUUUAUGUUUCAAGGUGAGGGAGAUGGAGUUUCGAUUGGGAGCAUGGGGUGGCCUUUGGCGAACACUGUUGUUUUCGGCGUGCUUUUGAGCGAGGGGUAUAGUGAUGAGAGGUUGGUGAGUUCUAAAGAUUUUCGGAGGGAGUAUUUGGUUACCUUUUUGUGUACCGUUGUUUUGGAGUUGUUCUAUUUUGCGGAAUUGUCACUUUGGGGGUUGUUGCUUUGUGGUAUGCUGCUUUACAUUGCUGUUAGGGAGUUGGAUCCUUUUGAUUAUCUUGAACUGGGGAUGGAGUCCUCGGAAUCAUUUAGUGCAUCUGUUAUGAAGCCUAUUAGGCAUAUUUUGAGUGAGAGGAAGUCCCGGAAGAUUGCGCUCUUCCUUCUGAUUAAUACUGCGUACAUGUUUGUGGAAUUCAUUGCUGGUUUCAUGAGUAAUAGUCUGGGGCUGAUAUCAGAUGCCUGUCACAUGUUGUUUGAUUGUGCUGCUCUGGCGAUUGGGUUAUAUGCUUCGUAUAUUUCGCGUUUGCCUGCAAAUCAUGAGUUUAAUUAUGGCCGUGGGAGAUUUGAGGUUCUUGCCGGAUAUACUAAUGCUGUUUUUCUGGUUUUGGUUGGCGCACUAAUAGUAUUGGAAUCACUUGAGAGGAUUUUGGACCCUCAGGAGAUGUCGACUAGCAGUUUACUAGUUGUUUCGAUUGGAGGGCUUCUUGUCAAUGUGGUCGGUUUAAUCUUCUUCCAUGAGGAGCAUCAUCAUGCCCAUGGUGGAACUGGAUCAUGCUCCCACUCCCACAGUCAUCAACAUCGGCAUGCAUCUGCUGGACAUAAUCAUGGUGAAAAGAUUGAGGAGUGUAUAGCUAUUUCUCAAGAAUCAUGUGCCAGCCAUGAUCACGAUCACCAACAUGGCAGUUCUGUUGCCUGCAAAGAUCAUCUGCAUGACCGCAGCCACCAGCAUGAUCACCACGACCAUAGCCACCAGCAUGACCACCACGACCACAGCCACCAGCAUGACCACCACGAUCACAGUCACCAGCAUGACCACCACGACCACAGCCACCAGCUUGAUCACAGCCACAAGCACGGCCACCAGCAUAAUGAUCAAUGCAGCCACAGUCACCAACAUGGUCCCGAACUAGAAAGAUUGCCUACUGAAAAAUCAACCAAGCAUCAGCACCAGCACAUUGACCACAACAUGGAAGGAAUAUUUCUGCAUGUUCUGGCUGACACCUUGGGAAGUGUCGGAGUUGUUAUAUCAACGCUCUUAAUUAAAUACAAAGGAUGGCUUGUCGCUGAUCCCGCCUGCUCAAUAUUUAUCUCCGUCUUGAUUGUAUCUUCAGUCAUCCCAUUGCUCAGAAACUCUGCAGAAGUCUUGCUGCAAAGAGUUCCUAGGGCACAUGAGCAGGAUUUGAGAAAAGCUCUUAAUGAUGUUAGGAAAAUAAGGGGGGUUUCCGGUAUUCGGAACAUGCAUGUAUGGAGUUUCACAAACUCAGAUGUAGUGGGAACGCUCCAUCUUCAUGUUUCUACAGAGAUUGACAAAGGUUCUGCAAAAGCUCAGGUAUCGCACUUAUUACAUGAUGCCGGUAUCAAGGAUUUAACAGUGCAGUUGGAAUGUGUCGAGUGAUAGCACUAUUAACUUCUCACUUGUUCAUUGUGUGCUUAAAGUUAUUAAUGCGUUGAGAAACUACUUCAAGUAGUCUGUUGCAGUUACUAAUGGGUUCGUAGAACAUGAGAUAGGUUUUGUCAAACACACUUUUGAUACAAAUAUCAAUGAGAAUUUGAAGAUCAGCAGUG